This is a messenger RNA of Spirometra erinaceieuropaei, 1527 nucleotides long. The record is from the annotation of a GenBank genome assembly. NCBI's taxonomy places the organism in Eukaryota, Metazoa, Platyhelminthes, Cestoda, Diphyllobothriidea, Diphyllobothriidae.
AUGCGCGCUGGGGUGCACAAGGAGGGUGUUCCUCUCCGGCCCAUUGUAUCGCUCAAAGGCACUCCAACGUACGGACUGGCAAAAUGGCUGUUUCGGCGCCUCAAAUUUCUGACCGCUGAUUCGAACAACACCGUCUGUUCGUCAACACAAUUCCUGGAGAAGCUUAAAGGAGUAAGUCUCUUGCCAAAUGAGGUCAUGGUAUCUUUCGAUGUCACGUCCCUCUUUACUUCUAUCCCCCAGGAUCUGGCAAUCGAGACCGCCGAGCUACUCCUACGAAGCAAAUACAAUGAAACGGAUAAUCGUAUCGGACAUGUCCAAGUCCUUCAGCCCCUAAAGUUCUGUCUCAGGACGUACUGCACGUUUGACGGAACAAUCUACGAGCAAGUGAAGGGAACACCAAUGGGCUCGCCGAUUUCGGGAUUCAUCGCCGAGGCGGUCCUACAGCGGUUGGAGUCGCUGGUCUUCCAACACCACAGACCGAAAUUCUGGGCUCGGUAUGUGGACGAUACCUUCGUCGUUAUCGAACGGGAUCAGGUGCUAACGUUCAAGGAACGUCUCAACAGCGUCUUCCCGGACAUACAAUUCACGAUGGAGGAGGAAGAAAAUAACCAGCUGGCAUUCCUUAAUGUCAUCGUCUGUCGCAAAGAUUGUGGUGGCCUAAAGACCAAAGUGUUCAGGAAAGCGAUGAGCAAGACGCAAAUACUGAACUUCAACAGUAACCACCCAAUCAGCCACAAACGCAGUUGCGUGAGAACGCUAUUUCGGCGUGUUGAGACGCACUGCAGUGAACCGGAAGACAAGCUUGCCGAAUCCCAAUAUCUUCGACGGGUUUUCAGAGAAAAUGGUUACCCGCGCAACUUCGUCAACCGGUGUAUGCGCAAACGAGACGAGAGACAGAACCGUGCCGACCCCAAAUUCUGGCGAGCGAUCCCGUACAUCAAGAACGUCUCCGAAGCCGUUAGCCGCCUUCUUGCACCACUUGGGGUUGGAGUGGCACACAGACCGGAGGCCACCAUUACGCGUCAGGUGAUGAGACCAAAAGACCCACUGCCACGGCAGGAAACAUCUGGAGUCGUUUACCGGAUCUGGUGCAGUUGCGGACAAAACAACUACGUCGGAGAAACUGGAAAAUUGCUCCGAACGCGAAUUGCCGAACACGCGGCAGCGGUACGGAGAAAUGCCGCCAACUCUCUGGUCGCGGCCCAUUCGACGAGACCCGACCACACAUUCAAGUUCGAUGAGGCCGAAAUUCUCGCCAGAGGGGAAAAUCGCUUGAGCCGCGAGUUGCUUGAGUCAUGGUUCACGGGACCUCAGUCUAUCAACAAGUGCAACGACAUUCCCACUCCAUAUUCCGUGCUGAAGCAUAGGCUGGCCAAGAUAACUGAUCACUCGGGGAGCGCGCAAGCCGGUGAGCUACAUGACCGAGCAAUCAUCACGCCAGUAUCUAACACGGCUGAUGACAUUUCGGGGAUUAAUAAUCACGCCGGCCAUCAAGCAAUUAUCGCACCAUCGGGCACCCAGCCUUGA